AUGGAAAGUGGUGAAAUUGCGGAUUCACAACUGUCUGCUUCCAGUAGUUUUGAUAUGAUUAGUGUCGGACCACAAAAUGCCAGGAUACGAAAAGAACUUGCAUCUGGCGCAUGGUGCCCAAAACCACAAAUUAAAGCUGGCUCAUAUGAAUUCUUGGAGGUGGAUUUCGAGCAAGUAUAUGUGAUCACAGGAAUUGAAACACAAGGUCGUUACGGGAAUGGAACAGGUCGAGAAUAUACGACACAUUAUACGAUCGAAUACUUACGGUUGAACAGUUCAUGGAUAAAGUAUCACAAUAGAACCUUAAUUGAGGUGCUAGAUGGAAAUGAAGAUACGGCAACUGCUGUACGACGGGAUUUGAAUCCAUCGAUCGUUGCCUCACGGAUUCGAAUUGUACCUUAUUCAACACAUGCAAGGACAAUGUGUCUUAGAGUGGAAUUUUACGGUUGUCCAUAUAAUGAUGCUUUAAUGUUUUAUUCGAUGAAUAACGAUGGCUCCAGAAUUGACAGUUAUGAUUUUCGUGAUAAGAUUUUUGAGAAAUCAAAUAUGCUUAGUCAUUUCACAAAUAAUAAAAAGGGUUUAGGACUGCUCACAGAUGGUAUCAUUGCCACAACAAAUCCAUUAGAUGAUAUUACCGGUAGCAGUAAUAUAAUAUCGGCAUGGAUUGGUUGGAAUCAACUGAUAACCAAUGGUUCGGUGGAAAUUGUUUUUGAAUUUUCCGACAUUCGAAAAUUUAUACAUCUCGAAAUUUGGACCUAUGGAACAUCGUUACGAACGACGGAAGUAUUUUUUAGCACUAAUGGCAAAAAAUUUGCGCUCGCUUCACAAAUUUCAUUCAUACAAAGAAGACCAUUGGAUGCAGCGCGAAAUAUGCCAGUACGAAUACCGCUCCAUAAUGCAACAGGUCAAGCGUUGAAAAUAAAACUUAAUUUCAAGGAGCAAUGGCUAUUUCUAUCUGAAAUAUAUUUCGCAUCAAGCAGCGUUAGAAAAGCAACUGUAUCGACGAGAAUUCUUACAACCAUCACCGUCACCACUGCUGCUAUCAUCACCAGUUCCGUAUCCGGCAUGUUCAAUGCAACUUCACCAACAAUAGUCGAAGAAUCAAUUGGCAUAUUUCCGGUUAUUUAUUUCAUUGGUUUGAUAAUUUUAUUCCUACUGAUAAGUUGUGUUUUGUGCGGAAUUCUAAUUUCACGACGCCGAGAACCAAAUCAAAAAAAUUAUAAUGGUGGAAGAGCAAAAAUUAUGGUGACAAGUUUGGGUGAAAAAGGUUUUUGCACAAAUUUCUGUGAUGCAAAUGAUAUCGAUUAUCAUCAGAUUCAAACUAAGAGUUUCUACACUGAUGAAAAGAAAUUGGCAACUGUAGGUAAACGAGCCAAGAAAUCACCAUCAUGGUCUGAUUUUCAUUUUCCACCUCCACCUUCAGAUAAAUACGGUAACAAUGAAUCAAUAAUUGAACCAUUACUGAUACCUAAAAUUCCUGUAUUACCUGUUAUUCCCAGUGUACGGAGUUCAAGGGAUGAUCAAAUAAGGCCAAAAAAAAUUAGCAGCAAUGGUGACAGCUUGCAUUAUGCUACUGUAGCUGUUCAAAUUUCCGAUCGGAAGAUAAGACGACGAAUUGAAAUAUUUCAUGUGGAUCAGGUUGUAUUGGGUUCUGAAUUAGGCCGUGGAAGGUUUACAGUGAUUCGAUCAUGCUUCAUUGAUGGCAAUAAUUAUGCUGCUAAAAUAAUAACAGAUAGGAAUAAGCAAACAAUGAGUGUCUUUAAUGACGAAGUGAAAAUAUUAUCGAAAAUUGACCAUGAGAAUCUCAUUAAGCUUUAUGGUAUUGAUAAUAAUUCAACAAUGUAUCUUGAAUUAGCGCUAUACGGGAAUAUACGACAAUAUUUGGCUCAUAAGCCUAAGGCCAACUAUUUAAAUAUGUUGCAAUUAAUGAUGGAAAUAGUUAGCGGGAUGAAAUAUUUGGAGCAAAGACAAAUUGUUCAUGGACAUUUAUCACCUCAAUGCAUAUUGAUUGAUCAGCAUGAACGGAUCAAAAUAGCAUCACCACGUGGACAUCUUCAUCAUGCUCAAUUACGUUACAGUGCACCAGAAUCCGUUAUUGCUAAACCUUGUUACGACUUUUGCCCGGUUCAAGCCACUGCGAUUAAAGCGAUUUCCACCAAAGAAUCUCCACCCCGAAAGGUAUCAAAACAGCAGUCUCCGCUUUUCUCGAAACGGCUCAGUCCCGGGCAGCAACGGGCGAAUGAAUGGAGUAAUAAAAGUGAUGUUUGGUCAUUUGCGAUAACAGCUUGGGAAAUUUUCAACGAUUGUAUUAUAAUACCAUUUGUUGAAUUAACAAAUGCACAAUUGCUUGAAAAUGCUAAACAAAUCUAUAGUGGAGAUGAUGCGAUAUAUUUGAAGCUUCCAUUAAAUUUACCUCAACAAAUAUCAAAUCUCAUAAGUGAAUGCUGGCAAAGGACACCAAGCGAUCGACCAACAUUUCUUGAAAUUCAUUACAUUCUAUCGAUGAAUAAUAAUUCGGGUUUGACUAUUUCUAAAAAAGGAUAG
Messenger RNA from Cercopithifilaria johnstoni, 2544 nucleotides. Lineage: Eukaryota; Metazoa; Nematoda; Chromadorea; Rhabditida; Onchocercidae. The record is from the annotation of a GenBank genome assembly.